This is a messenger RNA of Ramularia collo-cygni, 1035 nucleotides long. RefSeq names its product related to ECM4 protein (involved in cell wall biogenesis and architecture). Gene Ontology annotation, cellular component: cytoplasm. The record is from RefSeq and is a predicted model, not a curated record. The transcript has 7 exons. Lineage: Eukaryota; Fungi; Ascomycota; Dothideomycetes; Mycosphaerellales; Mycosphaerellaceae. Gene Ontology annotation, molecular function: glutathione transferase activity. The coding region runs from base 1 to 1035 and encodes 344 amino acids.
AUGUCGUCAUCAUCAGAUGAAAAGAAGAGUAUCCUCAACUGGGUGGACCCCAAAGACAAGUCUGGGGAAUUCAAGAGACAAACUUCUCAAUUCCGCAACUUCAUCUCCAAGGAAGCGGGAGCUGAGUUCCCUGCUGAAAAGGACCGCUAUCAUCUCUAUGUCUCCUACGCCUGUCCGUGGGCCCACCGAACUCUCAUUGUCCGCAAAUUGAAAGGUCUAGAAGAUUUCAUCACCUUUACGAGUGUCCACUGGCACAUGGCAGAGAAAGGAUGGCGAUUCGCAACCCCCUCAGAAAAAGAUCUCCCAGGAGAAAACACCAUCCCGGACCCCCUCCACGAAGGCUUCACGCACAUCCAAGACGUAUACUUUGAAAGCGACCCCAACUACGCCAGUCGCUUCACCGUGCCCACGCUCUACGACAAAAAGGCAAAGAAAAUCGUCAGCAAUGAAAGCAGCGAAAUCAUUCGCAUGCUCUAUCAUGAAUUCGACCAUUUAUUACUAGAGGGUAAAUCCAAGGAUCUGGAUCUUUUGCCCGAGGAUUUGCAAAAGGAGAUCGAGGAGACUAAUGAGUGGACGUAUAAUGAUAUUAAUAAUGGGGUUUAUAAGAGUGGUUUUGCUACUACGCAGGAAGCUUAUGAGAAGGCUGUUACUACGCUUUUCAAAGCUUUGGAUCGGGCAGAGGCGCAUUUGGAGAAGUCUUCGGGGCCGUAUUAUUUUGGGGAGAGAGUUACUGAGGUUGAUGUUCGCUUGUUCACGACCAUCAUUCGAUUCGACGCCGUCUAUGUCCAGCACUUCAAGACCAACCUUCGGGAUAUCAGGAGUGGAUAUCCUGCUCUUCACAAAUGGGUCCGCCACCUGUACUGGAACAACCCAGCAUUCGGCAGCACGACCGAUUUCACACACAUCAAAGGCCAUUACACGCAGAGUCACAAGCAGAUUAAUCCUUUUGGGAUUACGCCUUUGGGACCCGUUCCUGCGAUUUUGCCGCUGGAUGAGGAGGUUGCUGCUGCUGGCGGUAAAGGUGUGGGAAAGUAA